AAUACCCUUGUCAAAUCCAAAAUAAAAAUAAUAUGGUAACUUUGUUAUUAAUUAACCGAAUAUUUGAAAAAGUGCUGUUUUCUGAAUAAAAUUCUUCAAAAAAACUGAAAUGAUAUUAAAAAACUUGUCAAGCCUGUCUAUGAGCGUCCUUCGAAAUUUCUUUUAAGUGGUCGUAAGCGUUAAAACGCCCUAAUGCAAAUGUAUCUCCAUAUAUGUGACUAAAUAAAAUAUUAGUGCACAGAAUACAAAUUAAUAGUAAUAAUUGAGCCGCACCCAAGAAUAUCCCACAGAAAAAAAAUCAUGCCCUAAGUCAUGGAGUCAUUUAUAGAAACAGCGGUGAGAAUAUGCCCCAUUGUUGAGGACAAACAAGACCUGGUAUGCCUAGAAAACGAUAGCUUAAGUAACACAGUAAAAAUCCUUAAUUCACAUUCUUACCCAGUGAACAACGCUUUGCCCUUAAACUGCUCACAAGCCUCUGUAUUCAAUAAUGUAGUCGAGCCACUCAUACCAUUUUUCCUUGAGGGCUGUGAUGUUAGUGUGGUAACUUUGGGUCAAUACCAGACUGGCAAGACCUAUACACUAUAUGGGCCAGGGUUGAAUUACACUGCUAGUGAAUCAGAUCAAGGUGUAGUGCCAAGAUUCUUAAGGGAGAUUUUUUUAAGAUUAAAGGCAACCACUGAGAAAGAGAAAUCUUGGUCAGUGCAUUUAAGUUGGUCACAUAUCAGUGGGGACUCUAUACAGGAUCUGUUAGGGAGUGGCAGUGUUGAAAUUGAGGAUAUUUUGGAGGCAUUUCAGGUGAUACAUUUGGGCUUGACAGGAUUGGGAAAGGUUGGAAGUCAUUCUUUAUUGACAGUAACAUUGGAACAGCAAGUUUUUGUUGAUAAUGUUGUGCACCAUCGGGUUUCUACUGCUAGUUUUGCUGAUCUCUCGGGUUGUGAAAAAUUCUUCACCCAAAAUCCCCAGGGGCACAUUGAGACCCUCCUAAAAGACUCGGGCCUCCAAACACUCCAUAACUGCAUUACUUGCCUCUCAAACCCUUACUAUUCCACUCAAACCCCUUAUGGAGACUCAGUAUUAACUACCCUACUCAGAGACUCCUUCGGAGGCAGAGCAAAAACUGUUCUCCUCUGCUGCAUCUCGCCAUGGCUUCAAGACUUAAGAGAAACCGUUUAUACACUUUCUCUAGCCUCCAGGGCUCAACUGAUCAAAAACUUAGUAACAGUAAACACAUAUGUAACUGCUCAGAACAAUGGCGCAGAACAACUUGACGUUUUUGGCCUUCAGUUCGCUGUUAACCAAUUGUUGAAGCUGGUGGUGAAUGCGGAAGAACUGUUUCAGAAGCUGUUAGCUGUUGGAACUUUAAAGAAGACAGAGUUGCAGCUGAUUUCCCAGUGGUUGUUGUUAAAGCAGGAGUGUGAAGAGUGUCUGAGUGAAACCUCUGAGCCACAUAGGAGUUUGGAGCGGAUCGAGGAGGAGGAUGUGGAAGGGUUUUCCGAGGAGGAAGAGGAGGAUGAUAGUUCAGAGGUGGAGGAGGAAUUAACUGAGGAUGAAGAGGGGCAGUGCAGGCUAGAACACCUUAUAAACCAGUUUCAACAAGAAACUGAUAAUUUAGUAAGUAGGCGUAACAGGGCGGAUAACAAAUCUGUGAACACUUUAGCUAAAAGUGUUGAUAAUUCCACAAGUUCAGCACACCAUAAAGGUAGGAGAGGCAGCAUUUACUCUUUUGAAGAAUUACAACAGAGGCAAGACUCCUCUUUACAAAAGUCCGGUUUAAGCAGUGAGGAUGAUAUCUUAUUGACCGAAGAACCCAAGACAUAUGAAUCAAGGCAAAGGGCUAUAAAGCAGCUCAAUUUGACCAUCAAGGGCCUGGAAAAAGAAAUAACCGACAUAAACGAGUCGAUAAAAAUAAAGGAGACUCUGAUCCAACAACUCGAGAAGCGCAUAAACAACAACAAAAUCCAACAAAAAUGCCACAAAUUAAAAAAGGACGCGAAGAGUCUCCAAGAAAAAAUUAAUUUCGCCCGCAAAAACCACAACAGUCUGAUCGAAACCAAACACCAAGAAGAACUGGAAGAGGUGGAAAACAAACUGACAAUCGCUCAAAACUUAAAAGAAAUCUCCGAGGAAGAUAACAAUCGGCAACUAAAAGAGCUCAAGGAGAGCCUGUACAACUCCAAGCGACAACUGGAGAAACUCACGAAGCUCAAAAAGCGCAAACUGAAAAAGAAAAACUCCUACGAGUCAGAAAAGUGCAGCUUCGACGAGACUAAGGCGAUCGUCCCGUUAAAAUUAUCCGCCUCCGAUCCGUUGAGCUCGGAAAACUUGGAAAAGUGCCGGCACGAGAUCAGAAAUCUGAGAAAAACGCGGGAGUUUCUCAUGGAGCAGCGCCACCAUCAGGUGGAUCGGAACAAGAAAAUCCCCAGCGAACCGGAGGAGAAGAAGCUGCUCCAGUACGAGGAGGCGAUCGAAACGAUCGAUUUGGCCAUCGAGUAUAAGAACGAACUAAUGUGCGGACACGGAACCGUUUUUCAAAAGAAUUGCGACAGCAGCAAGGAAAUUGGUGAGAUCAUGUUGCUGGAUCGGUUGAUGCAGCUGAGCGAGACUGAACUGAGGAUGUUGCUGUACCGAUAUUUUCAACGGAUAAUCGAGCUGCGGUACAGCGGCAAAAAACUCGAAAGACAAAUAAUCGAAUACGAGACCCAAAACGAGCAUCUGAUCGAUCGAAUUCAGAAUCUGAGUCGCAGUUUGCAGCAGGUGCGGUUGGACGGUGAGCGUCGCAUGGUAAAUCUCCAGCAGGAGAACCAGGACCGGAUCCAUCUGGUGUUGCGUCAUCUCGACGGCGGUAAAGAUGCCGCUCGCGGAGGCAAUAACGAUAGGAAUAUUAGCAUAUUUGGUAAACAAGCUGCUAUUCCAAGACCGGUCGGUCGUAAAAUGGACAAGAGCAGCCUGAUCACCCGCAUAACGCGGAUCGCAAGGACCGAAAUCGUUCCCAGGCAACUUCAGAACGUUUUUCCGUCGUCCCAGGCGAAAAUCACCAGGCAGAAGAAUAAAUUGUUUAUUCAGCAAACCGCUAGUAGCAAUCAGUAAGCUAAUAAUUUAUUUAAACUCAUAAUACUCAAUAAAUCCCGUUAAUAGUAAGUAAA
Messenger RNA from Anthonomus grandis grandis, 3143 nucleotides. Its product is annotated as kinesin-like protein costa. Gene Ontology annotation, molecular function: microtubule motor activity; microtubule binding; ATP binding. The transcript is spliced from 7 exons. The record is from RefSeq and is a predicted model, not a curated record. Gene Ontology annotation, biological process: mitotic spindle organization; microtubule-based movement. The coding region runs from base 313 to 3087 and encodes 924 amino acids. Lineage: Eukaryota; Metazoa; Arthropoda; Insecta; Coleoptera; Curculionidae.